AUGGCACUUCCACUUUUCAUCCCUCCAUGCAUCCGCACUCCUCGCGGCCAGUAUCACCUCCCACCGCCCGAUAAGCCGCUGAGAGUUCAGAUCGAAGGUCCACUUGUCGCUAUAAAAAAACUGCUACCACAUAUCUCGUGGUGCCUCAGUCUUCAGAACCGGACUUUUCCCCAGCCAGCAGGUCCCGAGCUAGCCCGACUGACGUACCGGGCGGUAUACGGACAAGAUGUCAGUUCGGAAGUUUCCGGUGAUCUGGUGGUUCGGGAUGAAUCCUUGGGCUGGAUGCCCCAGAGGCGCCCCGAAGAAGAACUCAUUGACUACGACGGUGUUACAUUCGACCAUCUGGUCCCAGCUGAGGACACCGACCCGGAAGUCAUGCAAAUCAACAUCAUCGAGAUUGAGGAUGAUAAAGGGGUGUACGCGAAUAAAUGGCUUGCAUUCGAAGUGGACCCAAGUGAGUAUAUUGGAAAGAAAGUCCUCGCUGUGCCCCGCUGUUGCCAGAAGAGAAAGGGAACACAGGAUCGCUGGCGAGUGAAUGCACUCGUAGAUCAGAGAAUGCAUGGCCGGGAGCACUUAGAAGAGCAGAAGGCCUGGGAAGCUAGACACAAAUUGCACCCCGAGUUUGAAGGUGUAAACGAUUUUUUGAAACCAUCCGCGGCAUAGCUCAUCUGCGAUCUUCCUAAUCUCGAU
Molecule: messenger RNA, 690 nt
Organism: Aspergillus homomorphus CBS 101889
Lineage: Eukaryota; Fungi; Ascomycota; Eurotiomycetes; Eurotiales; Aspergillaceae
Exons: 3
Coding region: 1-663 (220 amino acids)
Source: RefSeq, a predicted model, not a curated record